Molecule: messenger RNA, 1625 nt
Organism: Ictalurus punctatus (channel catfish)
Lineage: Eukaryota; Metazoa; Chordata; Actinopteri; Siluriformes; Ictaluridae
Product: ribonuclease inhibitor-like
Exons: 6
Coding region: 264-974 (236 amino acids)
Molecular function (GO): protein binding
Source: RefSeq, a predicted model, not a curated record
AUCAAAAGUGGAAUGCUAGUUCCGCCACAUAUGUUGCUAUGGCAACCAGUAGUAGGAAUGUCUACAGGUGACAUCAUAGUACAGCAACUGGCGACUAGCAGCAAAAAAUCACUGUAUGUGUGUAAGUGCACCUUCACUCAAUCUCAUUUUUUAUGGUCAGCAACUGAAAACACAAAGAGACUUUCACUAAUUACACGCAGGUGAGAAUUACCAGCCACUCCGUCAGAUGGACAACAAACUGGUCGGAUUGCUUUCUCACAACAAUGUUUAGGUUGUAUGGUUCUAGUGUAUCAAGUGAAGUCUGUGCUGCUCUGUCUUCAGCUCUGAGAUCAAACCCCUCACACGUGAGAGAACUGAAUCUGUCCUUUAAUAAACUAGGAGACUCAGGAGUGAAGAGUCUCUCUGCUGUACUGGAGAAUCCUCACUGUAAACUGAAGAAACUGAGGUUGCAUGAUUGUUGUGUCUCACAUAAAGGCUGUGCUGCUCUGACUUCAGCUCUGAGAUCAAACCCCUCACACCUGAGAGACCUGACUCUGUCCUAUAAUUAUGUAGGAGACUCAGGAGUGAAGGGUCUCUCUGCUGUACUGGAGAAUCCUCACUGCAAACUGUACACACUGAGGUUGGGUUCUUGUGGUGUCUCAGAUGAAGGCUGUGCUGCUCUGACUUCAGCUCUGACAUCAAACCCCUCACACCUGAGAGAACUGGAUCUGUCCUAUAAUAGAAUAGGAGACUCAGGAGUGAAGAGUCUCUCUGCUGUACUGGAGAAUCCUCACUGUAAACUGGAGAUACUGUGGUUGAUUGGUUGUAGUGUCUCAGAUGAAGGCUGUGCUGCUCUGACUUCAGCUCUGAGAUCAAACCCCUCACACCUGAGAGAUCUGAAUCUGUCCUAUAAUAAAAUAGGAGACUCAGGAGUGAAGACUCUCUCUGCACUUACGGAUGAUAAACAUUACAAACUACAGACACUGAAGAUUUGAUGAUCAUCUGUGGAUAGGAACAGUGAACAGGAAAUGUCCAAAUGUCCAGAAAAUGGACAGGAACAGUUUCAAUACAUUGGUGGAAUUCUUACCUGACAGGAUUGGCAUCUGAGGAGUUUAUCUGUGGAGUUUAUCUGAGGAAGCCUCUAGGAGACUCACUACAAGUCACAUUUAUGACUUUGUCCUUUGGUUAAUUAAUGUAGUGUUGGAUAUAAACCAGAUGUGAAAUAAACACGAGGGGGACCAACUAAGAAUAGUAUGUUAUUUUAUUGAGAAUUCACUGGGCUGGUGGGACUGUACUCCCGGUGAGAGCGGUAGGGUUAAAACAGGUGAUAAAAUGGGAUGUGACCAGGGGACGUGGGAUAGCCAGCUGAGGUGUACGGGGGAGAGUACUGAGGACUGGCAGGUGAGAAAGAGGGAGAGUGAUCAGAGCCUGGGUCAGAGAAGGCCGUGUCACCAUCAGUCUGAUAGCUGGAGGAAGGGACAGGUUGAGGGUCUGUCUGUGUAGAGAUAUAUAAUAUAGUUAGUAUAUUAUGUAAGCCAUAGAAAAUCACUAAUUGGAUGUGACAAGUAUAGGUCAAAGGUCAUAAUCAUUAUGAUUAAAUACAAUGACAGGUCAAAGGUUCAUCAUAAUCACUUAUAAUUACAUUA